Molecule: messenger RNA, 1635 nt
Organism: Pediculus humanus corporis (human body louse)
Lineage: Eukaryota; Metazoa; Arthropoda; Insecta; Psocodea; Pediculidae
Product: DEAD box ATP-dependent RNA helicase, putative
Exons: 8
Coding region: 1-1635 (544 amino acids)
Cellular component (GO): nucleolus
Molecular function (GO): RNA helicase activity; nucleic acid binding; ATP binding
Source: RefSeq, a predicted model, not a curated record
AUGGAAAAUAAUAAAGUUAAAGGUUUCCACGAAAUGGAAAUAGACGAUCGUAUUUUAAAGGCGAUUGCUAGGCUUGGCUGGAUUGAGCCUACUUUAAUUCAAGAAAAAGCUAUCCCUCUUAUAUUAGAAGGAAAAAACAUUCUUUUAAGAGCAAGAACUGGAAGUGGUAAAACAGCAGCGUUUGCUAUUCCUGUUAUUCAAAAAAUUUUGAGCGCUAAACCUUUAUCGUUAAAUCAAGUGAUUCGAGCAUUAAUUUUAGCUCCUUCUAAAGAAUUGUGCAGUCAAAUAUACCAGAAUUUUAUCGAGUUAACAGUUAAAUGUUCAAGAGAAGUUUCUUGCUUAGAUAUAUCACAACAUUUAGAAUUAUCAGCACAAAAACCUUUAUUAGUUGAAGGACCUGAUGUAGUUAUAGCUACUCCAAGUCGUGCCUUGGCUCAUUUGAAAGCUCAAAAUAUGACGCUUAAAGAUUCUUUAGAAAUGCUGAUUGUUGAUGAGGCAGAUUUAGUUUUUUCAUUCGGUUUUGAAAAUGAUUUGAAACAAAUACUAAGUUAUUUACCAGAUGUUUAUCAAGCUGUAUUAGCAAGUGCCACUUUAACAAAAGAUGUUUUAAAUUUAAAAGAAUUAACAUUACAAAAUCCUGUAAUAUUAAAAUUAAAGGAACCUGAAUUGGCACCAACAACACAAUUAGCUCACUAUCAUAUAAGUGCUGAAGAAGAAGAAAAAGCUGUUAUAUUAUAUGUAUUGUUAAAAUUAAGUUUGAUUAGGGGUAAAACAAUAAUAUUUGUCAAUCAUGUAGAUAAAUGUUAUAGACUAAAACUCUAUUUAGAACAAUUUAAUAUUCCCAGUUGUAUUUUAAAUUCUGAAUUACCUGCUUCCAUGAGGUGUCAUGCAGUAACACAGUAUAACUUGGGAGUGUAUGACUUAAUAAUUGCAUCCGAUGAAAAUAUUGCUGAUGAUCCUGGGGCAAAUUUAAAUAAUAGGAAAAGAAAGAAAGAUAAAGAGUUUGGAGUUAUUCGUGGGAUAGAUUUCCAAUUUGUGUCUAAUGUAAUUAACUUUGAUUUCCCAAAAACUGUUGUAUCAUACAUUCAUAGAGUAGGCAGAACUGCUAGAGGGAACAAUGAAGGAACAGCUCUUUCAUUUGUUGCUAGCAAAGAGAGGCAAUUGUUUGAGGAAGUAGAAAAUCAUUUAAAAAUGUCAUAUGAUAUUGAUUCCAAUCAAUCUGUUAUUAGAGCAUAUGAAUUUAAAAUGGAAGAAGUAGAAGGAUUUAGAUAUCGUUCUAGAGAUGCAUGGAGGGCUGUCACAAAAAUAGCCGUGCGCGAAGCUAGGUUAAAAGAAAUUAGACAGGAAAUAUUAAAUGACAACAAAUUAAAAAGUUAUUUCAAAGAUAAUCCUAGAGAUCUUCAGUGUUUAAGGCAUGAUAGAGCGCUACAUACUGUAAAACAGCAACAACAUUUGGCCAAUGUUCCAGAAUAUAUUAUUCCUCCUUCUUUAAAAGGUUUAAACAUAGCAACUACUUUAAAGAAAAGAAAACCUAAUUACAAUGUUUCAAAAUCAAAAUCAAAAUAUUUGGCCAAAGCAGAAGACCCACUUCUAUGUUUAAAAUUUGAAGGAAAUAAAAAAAGAAGAAAAAAAUAA